CCUCACAAGGUCCAGGCAGCGUAGCGCUGGCUGGAGCUGGCUAUGUGGCAUUGGGGAGGGGUGGGCAUCACAAGAGGACGAUUGUUGUUGAUCAUUUACUGUGGAGUUUUGUAGGAUACUGAGAAGACGACGUAUUACUCGAUGGAGUCCUAAUCAGUGAACAUUCACCAAAGAGAAGGGAUUGACAGCAGUAGUGGCAGAGUUGUGCUGGCAGGAGCAAAGAAGAAGGAUCUGAAAGUAGCAUGAACAGCAUCAAUCCUCAGUGACUCAUGAAUACACAGGUGAGUCAUUAGAAGUUGGAUGCGGGUUGCGUAUGCACUGUUGUGCCUUGGCCUGGUGGGGGCUCUGCAGAGAGACCAGGUGGCCCAGCAUGCCAUCAAGUUGCAUCGGGGCCGGGGGGCGGCGGCCACACAUGGGCGGAGCUGGGUGACGGACAACUGCAAGCGGCUGGCUGGGCUCAUACGGCACAAGAACGCCGUGGUCAGGAAGCUGGGGGUGGCGGCCGACGCCGUGGGGGGAGACCGAGCCCUCUCCGAACCUGAGAGACUCUUCCAGGUCCACACUCUGGAGAUAUUCCAGAAGGAGCUGAACGAGAGCGAGCGCUCGGUCUUCCAGGCGGUGGUUGGCCUACAGAGGGCGCUGCAGGGGGACUACAGGGACGUGGUUAACAUGAAGGAGAGCAGCCGCCAGAGGCUGGAGGCCCUCAGGGAGGCAGCCAUUAAGGAAGAGCAGGAAUACUUGGAGCUGGUAGCUGCAGAGAAACACCAACAGGAGGCGCUGAAGAGCGCCCUGGCCCAGAACAAGACCCUGUCCAUGCUGGAUGAGAUCCUGGAAGAUGUGAGGAGGGCAGCUGACCGGCUGGAGGAGGAGAUAGAGGAGCAUGCCUUCGACUACAACAAACAGAUGAAGGGAGUGAACGUGGAGGCGGUGCUGAGGGUGGAGGAUGACGAAAAGGAUGGAGGGAAGAGGAAGAACGUGUCCCGGAGGAGGGAGGUGGAGGAUGACCUCGGACUGAGCAUGCUCAUUGACUCCCAGAACAACCAGUAUGUCCUGACCAAGCCCGGGGACUCAACCAUGCCUCGCGCCGACCACCACUUCAUCCGGGAUCUGGUGUCGGUGGUGAUGCUGUCUCUGCCGUGUGGUUGGCUGUGCACCCUGAUGGGCCUGCCCCCCAUGUUCGGAUACAUCGUCUGUGGGAUCCUCCUCGGCCCAUCCGGCCUCAACAGCAUCAAGUCCAUGGUCCAGGUGGAGACGCUGGGGGAGCUGGGUGUGUUCUUCAAUCUCUUCGUGGUGGGACUGGAGUUCUCCCCCGAGCGCCUACGCAAGGUGUGGAAGACCUCGGUGCAGGGCUCCUGCAGUCUGAGUCUGCUGAUGGUGGGGGCCGGGUUGCUAUGGGGACAGGUACUGCGUAUUCGGCCCACCCAGACAGUGUUCAUCUCCAGCUGCCUGUCCCUGUCCAGCACGCCCUUGGUGUCUCGCUUCCUGGCUGGGGGGGGUCGCCCAAGCGCAGAGAAGGAGGGAGACCUGGACCACAGCAGUGUUCUCCUGGGGAUGUUGGUAAUGCAAGAUGUUCAGCUGGGCCUCUUCAUCGCUGUCAUGCCCACCCUCAUCCAGGCGCAGAGUGGAGACUUGGGCAGUGUCCUGGUGGGUGGCCUGCAUGUGGUGCUACUGCUGGGCCAGGUGCUGGCCUCCCUGGCUGCGGUGCUGCUGCUCUGUGGCCUGCUCAGGGCCUUCCUGGUCGGGCCCUACUACAAGAAGCUGCACGCCGAGAGCAAGGGCAGCAAGGAGAUCCUGGUCUUGGGGACCACGGCCUUCAUCUUUGUCAUGCUCACGGUGACCGAGUUCCUGGACGUCUCCAUGGAGCUGGGCUGCUUCCUGGCCGGGGCGCUGCUCUCCUCCCAAGGUCACAUGGUCACCUCCGAGGUCCUAGGCUGCAUCGAGCCGAUCAGAGACUUCCUGGCCAUCAUCUUCUUCGCCUCUAUUGGGUUCCACGUGUUCCCUACCUUUGUGCUGUAUGAGCUCACCAUCCUCGUGGUGCUCACUCUCUCACUGGUCGUCAUGAAGUUUCUGAUGGCGGUGCUGGUCCUGUCAGCCAUCUUGCCACCGGGCUCCAGACACAUCCGCUGGAUCGUGUCGGCCGGCCUGGCGCAGGUCAGCGAGUUCUCCUUCGUGCUGGGCAGCCGUGCCCGCAGGGCGGGCAUCAUCUCCAGAGAGGUGUACCUGCUGGUCCUCAGUGUCACCACUCUCAGUCUCCUCCUGGCCCCGGUGCUUUGGAGAGCCGCCAUGCACAAGUGGGUGCCCCGCCUGGAACGCAAGGCGCCCAUCUGACCCUGUUCAGCAGCCAGUGCUCUCUGUUGGCUACAGUCCAACCCGUGACAGCAUGUCCAAUUCACUCACAAUGGGAGAUAGACUGUGUCUAUCUUUUUCAGCUCUAGAUGGACUUUUUUUUUGAUAAGGGUGGUUUUUGUUUUGUGUCAUCAUGUUGAUGGUGCAUAGAUUUAGGGUCAAAGCAAUAUGUUAGGUCUAUGAGGUCUGCUUGUGUUGUGUGAGUCUGUAUAGCCUGGACCAAAUUUGAGAUAUAAAUGCUGAAUCGUGGAGGUACGUUCAGAAUUGUAUGAAUCUAGAAUUCUGCCCGUUAAAAUGUAUUCCAUAAUGACUACGGCUACUGAACACCGAACAUAUUUAUGUCUCCUACAUUAACCCAAAAAGAUAUGAAGGAAUACUCAUCUUUCCAUUCCACUGUAACUUUCUAUCUGCUGUAUUUGAAUGUCAAGCUGUAGAGACGUGUGUCAGAAUAUUACAGGCAUAACACACAUACUUUCCGGACUUUGCAUACUAUGCGUUUAUUGCACUCCUAGGACAAUUAAUGCUGUAUACUGUUUGUUUCAUCAUUUUGUUUGUCCUAAUAUUGUUUAUUUGUAUCAUUCCAGUGACUGUUGAGCAUUGACGGCACUCUAUAUUACCAGGUCAAAUGCCUGCAUUUGCAAUAUUUGUCUACAUCUCCAUUGUUCUCUAUUACGUACUCGGUAGACUGACUGCAUUUAUUGAUGUUUAUAUUUAUGUAUCUAUCUAACAAUCUAUAUAUAGAUUAAUGUAAGUGGUGGGGCACCAAGCACAAAGAGGUUUUUGUCUUUUUAUAUUUUCCUCUUCUUUUCUUUAUAUAUUUUUUAUUAUAUUAUAAUAUGCAUCCAAUCAUACCAUGAUGUAUGACAUGUUUUGGGAAAUAUGCGCAUAUUUAUAAAUAAAGAUAGGGUUAUUCUGAAGGUA
This is a messenger RNA of Osmerus eperlanus (European smelt), 3267 nucleotides long. It is a transcript of the gene slc9d1, whose product is annotated as transmembrane and coiled-coil domains 3. Gene Ontology annotation, molecular function: potassium:proton antiporter activity. Gene Ontology annotation, cellular component: membrane. The record is from RefSeq and is a predicted model, not a curated record. The coding region runs from base 301 to 2328 and encodes 675 amino acids. Gene Ontology annotation, biological process: proton transmembrane transport; potassium ion transmembrane transport. NCBI's taxonomy places the organism in Eukaryota, Metazoa, Chordata, Actinopteri, Osmeriformes, Osmeridae. The transcript has 15 exons.